AUGAAUCCUUGGGUACUCAUUCUUUUUGUGGGCAGCACGUCCGGCUCAUUUUGCGGCAAAAGUGGUGUGCCCUUCAGCGUCGAAGUGCUGCCUUCAGGUGCUCCUGUGCUAGGAUGUGCGCAGCCGUCAUGUCUUGCUCAACCAGCCGAUGAUGUUGAUGACAGCGUGUUCAACACCGACGCGUCUGGUCAAAUUGAUGGCUUCUUCCGUGAGGGCGACAAUUCGCAUCAGGGUUACCUUCAAACAAACAAGCUGAGAGCGAACUGCUCGGAUGAGUUCGAUCAGCUGGCGUGCUCUCGAAAAAAUCAGUGGGUUGGAGGAAUCGAGUACAUAGACCACCCACGUCAGCCACUACUUCUGCAGUGCUGCACAUUCGAAGGCUUACGAUUUUCUCAAAUAGUAGGUGUAACACCUAUAGGACCCGGCGAGGCAGUGACAGGAGGAGAAGUGGUCCGUGAUGGUCGUCAGAUUUCAUUCGACGUCAUCGCUAACAUCCGGAAAGUAGUCAACACCGAAGAUCCAAGGAUAGUCUCUUACGAAGUUGCUGUAAGAAGAAUGAACUGCCUUCCAGAUCCUCCAGAAAUUGAGAUACCAGUCGAAGAUGAUGUUGAAUUUGAGUUAAUUCAAAUACUGGAAAACGCUAACAACGGAUCCAUAUCUCUUGGUCAUCUUGGACACGCUCAUACGGAGCAAGAGAAAAUCUGGCCGCAGGAAUUUGGAUCAAGAAAAAGACAGCGAAAAGAGCGAAGGAGAAUCGGACAUGUCCAACAUCUCGAUCGGCCAGGCAGCUUCGGCGCUCCCAUAUUCCAUCCAACGAUGGAUACGAAGCAGCGACAGCAUUACUCCGAUAAAGAGGAUCGUUCAGAUCAAGAGGUCAAACCGGUAAUGCUUCAAGCCGACACCGUUACCACGACAACGACUGCACCGCUUUUUACAUUCCCAACAUUUCCCCCCUACACUUUCCCUACAAUCCUUCCAUCCCCUCACCUCUUACUGUUUGAUAGCCACAACUCCGUUUCCACUCCCAGAAUGGUGAACAAUGCCUCUAUGUCUUCGCAUGCCUUUGGAAUUACACAGCCGAGUCACUCUGCACUAUCAUCUUCAACUGUGAAUGAUCAAACGCAUGCUUUUGCUCCGAUGUCGGCAUUCAUGCAGCUGCCACACCUUCAUCAGUUGCCACGACCUCAGCUAGUCUCGAAUGAUAUUGGUAUGCAGGAGCAAAAUGGAACCAUGGCGAGUCCAUUCCAUUUAUUCGCUGCUCAGCAGGCACACCAUGUGGAGUCACAGUCUGCAGAUCAUCCGCGUAUGGCACUGCCGCUCUAUCAGCCUUUUGAGCCAACACGAACACCUGUAAAGCACAACGACUAUGCUUCCCUUCUAGAACAACAAAUCCUUAAUCCCUUUUCCUAUUCACCCAACGCACAGACCACACCAACUCACGCUGGAAGGCAGAAGAAAGAUAAAUCACCAAUACGUGGUGAGGAAAGAACCGACCUGAUAGAACCGUCAUUACCACCGACUCAACAACAACUAGGAGCGCUAUUCCGUCCUCCACCGUUCCCAGCCCUUACUUCAGCGCUACAAAAUUUUCAAGCACAGGGAUAAGACGGGAAUCCCUAACUACAUAGAAGGUUGCAAUCACCAUAUCGCAAUACUGGUUAAGGUGUAUACUAAUGUGUGGUCACACUGUCGCCAACUUCACACCGCAAACAAAAGGUCACAUUGUGCAUUAUAUUGCUUGAUGAAGGUUGUCUUUAUCUCGGAUUUUCUGUGGUUAUUAAGACCGAAAUGCAUUUAUUUUUUGUUCUUUUAUGUUUAUUUGUUGUUGCCGCACUUGAAGAAACGUCGUGCACGCUUCUAUG
Cylicocyclus nassatus is the source of this 1862-nucleotide messenger RNA. NCBI's taxonomy places the organism in Eukaryota, Metazoa, Nematoda, Chromadorea, Rhabditida, Strongylidae. The record is from the annotation of a GenBank genome assembly.